AUGCAGCAGCAGCAAACCCAAGACGGGAGGUGGAUGGGCGCCCACGAAUUGCAGGGGAAGCCGGAGGCCGGCUGCGGCUGCGGCAGCAACAAGUGCAACAGCUGCACUGAGAGCAGCAGCAGCAACAGCAGCAGCAGCAGCAGCCAAGCGGGAGCACCUGACAGCAGCAGCAACGCACAGGCAAAUGUCAGCCAUAGCACAGCAGCAGCAAACUGCAGCUGCGUCAUCGUCGUGCACGGCAGCAGCAGCAAACGAGGGGCGGCUCAUCUUAACGAAGACAGGCUGUCGAUUGCUUGCUGGCCUGUAGUGAGCAGCAGCACGAGCAGCAGCAGCACGAGCAGCAGCAGCACGAGCAGCAGCAGCCGCGGCUUCUUUUGCAGCAGCCCCAACUUACAUAGGCAAAGCACCCCUAAAGGCGACACACUAGCCCCGUCUCCUUCAUUCACGCCAUGGGCAGAGCCCAGCAGCAGCAGCAGCAGCAGCAGCAGCAGCAGCAAUAGCAACAGCAAUAGCAGCACCAGCACCAGCAGGAUGGUGUCUUUAGAGCUUUCACCUUUGCUGCCGCCCGCAAAGAUGAGCCAGCAGCAGCAACCGGAGCAGCAGCAGCAGCAGCAGCAAGAGCAGCAGCAGCAGCAGCUGCUGCUGCUGCAGCGCGACUGGUGUGUCAGCGACAGCAGCUCUCCACUCUCUGUACCUUCAGAGCCUGCCUCUUGUCUUUCUUCCCCUCACUGGACUUGCAGCGAACGAGAUCCUGCUGCUGCUGCUGCUGCUGCUGUCAAGCACGCCUUCGCGCUGCCGCCGCUUUCUGCUGCUCGUGCUGCAGCAGGAAACGCCGAACCGACAGCAGCAGCACAUGCAGCAGCAAUAGAAGCAGCAACACUUGCUGCUGAUGAUGAAGGUGGCUCUGUUGGACCUCCCAAAAUGUGUCUCCGCCGCCCCGGAGCUAAUACAGCAUAUUUUGCCUUGGACCCUGUUGAGCAGCAGCAGCAGCAGCAACAGCAGCAACAGCAGCAACAGCAACAGCAGCAGCAGCAACAAGAGCUUCCACGUACCUCUAGCACAUUUGCUGCACCUCCACGGUCCGUAGACUCCGUCAAAGUGACGGCAGCACCAGGAGCUAGAGCAGCAGCAGCAGCACCAGCAGCAGCAACAGCAGCAGCAGCAGAACAGGAUGCCAUGCCCAUUGGGAAGGCACUAGCGGCUCUUGUUGAAGGAGAGCAUAAGGACCUGCAGCACCAGCAGCAGCAGCUGCGGAGACUUUCGUAUGCUGCUGCUCCGUGUGAGGGAUGGGGAAUUUCUGUGUCUUGUACUUGCAGCAGUGGGCUGUCCGUUGCUCCAGCUGCUGCUGCUGCUGCUUCUGCUGCUGCUGCUGCCCCUGCUGCUGGCGAUGCUGCAGCUUUAGCAGCAGCUGAUGGUGACUUGCGGCAGCAAAGCUUACCAAAGGGCUCUUCAGCAGCAGGAUCAGGCGCAGCAGGGCAGCAGCCUCAGCCAGACGAGCAGCAGCAGCCACAACGGCAGCAGCAACAGCAGCAGCAACUGCAGCAGCAACUACAGCAGCAGCAGCAGGCAGAGGGGCGGCAGCAGCAGCGGCAGCCGGAAGAGCAGCAGGACCAGCAGCCUCCACCAAAAGAGCAGCAACAGCAGCAGCAACAGCAGCAGCAGCAGCAGCAGCAGCAGCAGCAGCAGCAGCAGCGGUCAGUGCGGUGCUCGCCCCGCAGCUUUCUCUUAAGCGUCUUCGAUGGCCAUGACUCUGAUGUUGCUGCUGAAUUUGCUGCUCAGGCUUUGCCGCUGCUGGCAGCUUCCCGUUUGCCUCGACACAUAGCAGCGGGGCAGCAGCACGAAGUUGCUGCUGCUGCUGUUGCUGCCUUUGCUGCUCUAGACAACCUGUUCAGGCAGCGGUGCAAGGUAAUAGAACAGCGGACCAACUUGCCCUGCACCAGCGGCUGCUGCGCCAUCAGCGCCUUGCUGCAGGGCCCUCAUCUCUUUGUAUUCAAUUUAGGGGAUUGCCGCUGCGUCUUUGUGACUCUCAAAGUUGCUGCUGAGGGGCAGCAGCAGCAGCAGCAGCAGCUGCAGCAGCGAGGGGACCAGCCGAGCGAGAACGGUGAGCAGCAAAGAGCAGCAAAUGUUGCAGCGCACGAGAGCAGCAGCAACAGCACAAGGCAGGGAAGAGCUGCUUCUGUGUCUGGAUGCAACCCCAACACUCUAUGUAGCAGCAAUAGCAGCAAUAGCAGCAACAGCAGCAACAGCAGCAGCAGCAGCAGCAGCAGAAAUCGCCAGGGACAGAAAGAGGUCACGAGGGCUGUCUGCAGCUCUUCUCUUUAUCUGCGUGCUGCUCUGAGGCGUUCAGGGGAAAGGAGCCCUGCUGCAGCAUCUCCAAAUGUAGCAACGGAAACAGAAACAGCAGCAGCAGCAGCAGCUGCUGCUGCUGCUGCAGUAACGUGGGAGCAGCAGCCGUGUGAGCAGCUCCUGCUCGAGCUCGACUCCUCUUGUCGCUCUCAGUGUCUUGUCUCUUCUAUUCCGCAGACUUCGAAGUCGAGAGCCGCGCUCCGGCGCAGCAGCAGCAGCAGCAGCAGCAUCAUCGGCUGCUGCAGCGGCAGCCGCAGCGGCUGCCGCAGCGGCUGCGCGGAGUGCAGCAGUCGCAGCGGCUCCUUCUCACCUGCCAACAACAGCAGCGGCAGCAGCAGCAGCAGCGGCAGCAGCAGCAGCAACAGCUUCUGCGAGGUGCCGUUGCAUGCGCCUGCAUCACCCGGCCCUGCUAGAAAUGCCGCCUGCAGCAGCAGCAGCAGCAGCUCCGCUGCAGCCGGCGCGCAGGGCAGUAUCCGUGUCCCGGGCAGCAGCAGCAGCAGCAGCAGCGGGAGGGGCGCGAGCAACAGCAGCAGCAGCCCGAGCUUCCCGCUGCGCUGCAGCGCGGGCCCGAGCUCGGCGGCGAGCCCGCGCGCGCAGCAGCAGCAGCAGCAGCAGCGCAGCAACAGCAGCAGCAGGGGCGGGAGCGGGCUGGCGCUGAGCUUCCAGUGGCUGAGCAGGGACCUGCGGGCCAGUGCUGCUUGGGAGCAGCAGCGGCUGCAGCAGCUAGCAGCAGCAAUUGAGGGGGGGAGGCUCGGGGGAGUUUUGGAGCCCUCGAGAUCUUUUGGGGACUUCGACGUGAAGGAUUUGCUGCCAGCAGGUGCGGUGUCUGUACACCCCGAGGUGGCCUACUUGCCCAUUUGCUGCCCCGGCCUGCUGCUGCUGGCUUCCGACGGGCUGUGGGAUUCUGUGGGGCCCCACGAGCUGGCUUGCUGCUUGCUGCAGGUCCCCGCGGUCUGGGGGCCCCUCCGCAACGCCGCGCUGCUGCACCACCAGCAGCAGCAGCGGCUGCAGCAGCAGCAGCAGCAGCAGCGGGAAACGGGGGCCCGCGGCGCGGCGGGAAGGCCCGGGACGCAGCAGCAGACGAGCGGUAAACCCAGCUGCAGCAGCAGCAGCAACGGCAGCGGCAGAGUGUGUGCAGCAGGGCUUGCUGCUGCAGGCGUGCCGCCUGCUGCUGCUGCUGCUGCUGCUGCUGCUGCUGCUGAUGUGCCCCACUCGCUGCUAGUUCCUUCUGCUUCGGCCUUGUCUCUCUUGAGCUACAAGCUGCUGCGCAGGGCCAAAAAGCUGGGCAGCGAAGAUGACACAACUUGUCUCACAGCGUUUCUUAAACCCCUCCCAGCCACGUAG
Molecule: messenger RNA, 3690 nt
Organism: Eimeria necatrix
Lineage: Eukaryota; Apicomplexa; Conoidasida; Eucoccidiorida; Eimeriidae
Product: protein phosphatase 2C, putative
Biological process (GO): protein dephosphorylation
Molecular function (GO): protein serine/threonine phosphatase activity
Source: RefSeq, a predicted model, not a curated record